GCAGGCAUGCUCGAUCGGCUUUGACAGCACCAACAGGCAUCAUGAUCAUGUCUCCUUUGGGCUAGCCGCGACGAGACCAUUAGCCUGUUUUCUCUUUUCUCAAUGGCGCCUUGGGACCUGCAGUAGGAGGAGCCGACUACUGUAGGGCCGAAGAUAGCGGCCGGAACCGGUUUGAUCUCGUACGCGGACCGCUCACAUUCGAGAACGGACGGCGGCCGACGGACGGACACCCGUAUGGAGUAGCAGUGGCUGUCCCGCGUAUCGCGGCGUCUGCCAUCGAUGGCCUCCGCUAGAUGCCCAUUCGUACGAGCAUGGGUCCCGUCCUUGUACGUCAAUGCCGGGCUCUCGCCAGUCAGGGGUGCUGCAUCGACAGCGGCCAGGCCUCGAAGACAGGGUCUGUCCAAUCGGCUGGGUCUCAAAAGCCCGCCUCGCCUUUUCAAAAAGUCAUUCCAAGCAAAGAGGAAGACCGUCCCUUCCUUCCGCUCAACUUCCUGGCG
Messenger RNA from Trichoderma citrinoviride, 497 nucleotides. RefSeq lists its product as hypothetical. Lineage: Eukaryota; Fungi; Ascomycota; Sordariomycetes; Hypocreales; Hypocreaceae. The transcript is spliced from 5 exons. The record is from RefSeq and is a predicted model, not a curated record. The annotation marks the transcript as partial.